This is a messenger RNA of Leishmania braziliensis MHOM/BR/75/M2904, 1119 nucleotides long. Its product is annotated as fructose-1,6-bisphosphate aldolase. Gene Ontology annotation, molecular function: fructose-bisphosphate aldolase activity. Gene Ontology annotation, biological process: glycolytic process; fructose 1,6-bisphosphate metabolic process. Lineage: Eukaryota; Euglenozoa; Kinetoplastea; Trypanosomatida; Trypanosomatidae. Gene Ontology annotation, cellular component: cytosol. The record is from RefSeq and is a predicted model, not a curated record. Bases 1 to 1119 code for a protein of 372 amino acids. The transcript has a single exon.
AUGUCGUCGCGUGUGAACGUCUUACAGAGCCAGCUUCCGGCGUUCAACCGGAUCCACUCAGCGUACGAGAAGGAGCUGAUCGAGACAGUAAAGAAGUUGACGUCCCCGGGCAAGGGCCUCCUGGCGGCAGACGAGUCGAUCGGCUCGUGCUCGAAGCGAUUCGAUCCCAUUGGCCUGAGCAACACGGAGGAGCACCGACGUCAGUACCGCGCGCUGAUGCUUGAGGCGGAAGGACUCGAGCAGUACAUCAGCGGUGUCAUCCUGCACGACGAGACGGUUGGACAGAAGGCGAGCAACGGCUUGUCGUUCCCGAAGUACCUCACGGCGCGCGGUGUUGUGCCCGGGAUCAAAACAGACAUGGGACUAUGCCCGCUCCUGGAGGGCGCCGAGGGUGAGCAGAUGACGGAGGGCCUCGACGGCUACGCGAAGCGCGCAUCUGGCUACUACAAGAAAGGCUGCCGCUUCUGCAAGUGGCGCAACGUAUACAAAAUCCAGAACGGGACGGUUUCGGAGUCUGCAGUGCGCUUCAACGCAGAGACGCUCGCCCGCUACGCGAUCCUGUCGCAGAUGAACGGGCUUGUGCCGAUCGUGGAGCCGGAGGUGAUGAUCGACGGCACGCACGACAUCGAAACGUGCCAGCGCGUGUCCGAGCACGUAUGGCGCGAAGUGGUGGCGGCGCUGCAGCGUCACGGCGUUCUGUGGGAGGGCUGUCUGCUUAAGCCGAACAUGGUGGUGCCCGGCGCCGAGUCCGGUAUGACGGCGACGCCGGAGCAGGUGGCGCACUAUACAGUGAUGACGCUUGCGCGCACAAUGCCGGCGAUGCUGCCCGGCGUUAUGUUCCUCUCUGGUGGCCUGAGCGAGGUGCAGGCAAGCGAGUACCUGAACGCGAUUAACAAGUGCUCACUACCGCGGCCGUUCUUUCUGAGCUUCUCGUACGCGCGCGCUCUGCAAUCCUCCGCGCUGAAGGCAUGGGGCGGAAAAGAGUCUGGCGUUGCUGCCGGGCGCCGUGCCUUCUUGCACCGCGCUCGCAUGAACUCGCUGGCGCAGCUUGGCAAGUACAAGCGCGCCGACGAUGACGCCUCCUCUUCGUCUCUGUACGUCAAGGGGAAUACCUACUAA